This is a messenger RNA of Schistocerca cancellata (South American locust), 1914 nucleotides long. RefSeq names its product 39S ribosomal protein L28, mitochondrial (gene mRpL28). NCBI's taxonomy places the organism in Eukaryota, Metazoa, Arthropoda, Insecta, Orthoptera, Acrididae. Bases 293 to 1135 code for a protein of 280 amino acids. The record is from RefSeq and is a predicted model, not a curated record. Gene Ontology annotation, molecular function: structural constituent of ribosome. The transcript is spliced from 6 exons. Gene Ontology annotation, cellular component: mitochondrial large ribosomal subunit.
AAUAUAAGCGGUUCAUCUGUGUUCCCAACAAUUAAAUAUCCUCCAGACAUUAUUUUACUGGCCCACGUAUUUCAAAUCUUAACUCUUUUCUUUUCUUCUCGACUGCAGACAGCUCGAAUCACAGCUUCACUUUGAUGUUACUCAACGACGUGUACCAUAGUCGUAGUCGGUGAAACAAUUGAAAUCAGGUGUAAACACUAACACUUGAUCAGUAGUAGGGAUGAGCGGAAGGUGUGUUCGGUCAGUACGGAUGUGUGGAUGCACAAAGUGAGGAAAGCGGUUAUAAGCAGAAAUGGAAUCUAGGCUAGCAAACGGUCUUAAACUCUUAUAUUUUAAGAGGCCUGGGCCAUUUGAUCCAGGACGAGUUGGUGCACGACUUCCAGAAGCAUACAGAAAAUUUUGGGAUGAAUGGAAGGUUAGAAAGCCGGAGCCUGUCCACUACGUGCCAGAACCGGGGAAGUGGAGGCGUGACCCAGUAACUGGUGUGGUAACUCCAGUACAAAAUGUACCAAUUCCUGUAAAAUAUCCAGCUGAAAGUCAUAAGGGACUUUGGGGUGGAGAAGGUGUUAUCCAAGGUUUCACAAAGAAGAAACGAACUGUCAGAAGAAAUCCGUACUUCUGGACUCCAAAUUUAAAGCGAUCAGUUGUGUAUAGUGAAAUCUUGGAUAAAUAUAUGUCUGUUGUUGUCACUGAAAGGACAAUAAACUUGAUCCACAAGAAUUGUGGAUUUGACCACUAUAUUUUGAAGACCCCUGCAUGUGAUCUAAAAUCAGAGCUAGCAGUACGAAUUAAGCGACAGCUUCUAACAGCUUUGCUGAAGAAAGAUUAUCACACUGAUAACUCUGAAAAGCAGAAACAGAUACAUGAAGAUUAUGGUCAUUAUUUGAAAUCGUACACUGAAGAGGAAAUUGAGUGGUAUGGUCUGACCUAUCGUGAAGCCUGCAGAAAACUCAAACAGUCAGAUGAGGCUUUGUCUGAGCCAAAGCCCCUAAAGCAUCAGUUCAGGGCUGAACUGCUUGCUGAAUUACUAGAAGAAACUCUAGUCACUGAUAAAAUUGUCCCAAAGGAAAGUGGAGGUUCAUGGCUGUCAAGAAUAAAUCCUUUUGCUACUAAGGAUGAAAAACCAUCAGCAUAAGAAGAAACCCUUAGGUAUAAAAUUUUUAUGACUAAAUAAAUUACCUGCUUCAUAAAAAAAUGUUUUAUGAGAGAAAAUUGAUGUAACCAGUAGCAUGUUGGCUGACUUUUAUGUGAAGUGUAGUGCAACUACAAAAGCAAUAACCAACUUGGGCAACACAAAACUCAGUGCAUCUGCUUUUGAGGGAGGUCCGCAUAAAGUUAAUGUCCCAGAUUAAUAGCUAUUGAUCUGCAACUCAAACAAUCCUAGGUCUGGUUUUUAGAUUCCCCAUUUUUCGCAUAAAAAGAAUAUGCUAACACAUAGCUGGUAAAUGUUUUUUAAAAUCUGUUAAUUUUCAAGACUUGCCAACAACUUAAUGUUACAUGGUAACAGAAAUCAUAUAGCCAAAGAAAUAGAUUUGAAAAUUACUAUUGUUAUAGCAGCUGAAUUUACUGAAUUAAAAUAAAUGCACAAUACCAUAGCACUGAACUGGUCAUUAGGGCAGUAAACUUAUGAUGACACUCUUGCUUGUUAACUGCUGUCAAAACAAGUCCAAAGCAGAAGUCCGUAACUACAGUGUGUUAACACUCAAAAUUGAUGUCUUAAGGCAUACAUGCCAUAUUGAGUCAUAUUAUUUUUCUUUCUUUCCUUAUAUAUAAGCUAUGUGUAAACUGAAUGAGCUAUGGACCAAAGACACAGUCAAAAGUUAAAUGAAUAGUUUUGUGGCAAGGGCAAUGUUUUGAUAUGCCAUUAAAUAUCUGUAUGAAACAAAGUAAGAAAUACACUUUUCAGUUUAUUAA